Gossypium arboreum is the source of this 6536-nucleotide messenger RNA. RefSeq names its product callose synthase 11-like. The transcript is spliced from 5 exons. The record is from RefSeq and is a predicted model, not a curated record. Gene Ontology annotation, biological process: (1->3)-beta-D-glucan biosynthetic process. Gene Ontology annotation, molecular function: 1,3-beta-D-glucan synthase activity. Gene Ontology annotation, cellular component: 1,3-beta-D-glucan synthase complex; plasma membrane. The coding region runs from base 664 to 6000 and encodes 1778 amino acids. Lineage: Eukaryota; Viridiplantae; Streptophyta; Magnoliopsida; Malvales; Malvaceae.
GAUGUCUUUUGAUUUGGUGGUGGAAUUCCAUAAAAUAAAUCAUCUCAACGGUUGCCCCUCUGGUUUCUAGUUCCAGUAAGUUACGUUCCGUUACAACAUUGCCAAACCCUAAGGUCCCACUUUCAAACUAAAUAAAAAAUGAAGAGGGUGAAUUUGUGUUGUGGUGGCAAAUGAUUUCCAAUCAAAGACAAGUGGAUCUACCGCCGUGCUUCUCACUCACGGCUUCUGCAUCUGGAUCUACAUUUUCUACAAAGGAAUCAUCCCUUGCUUUUGUGUAUUAUCUAUCGAUAAGAUAUUUAAAAUUUCACCGUCGGUUUUAUUUAUUUGGUAAGAUUUUUAUUUCAAAUAAAAUAAAAAAUAGUCAAAUUCAGAAUUAUCUGAGAUGAAAUAUUCAAAUUGAGAAUGAUCUGAAAUAACAUAAAAACUUACUUUAGGUACCUAAAAAUAAAGAUCCCUUUCGCCCUUUUGAUCAGCCACUUCAUUUCUCUCAAAGUCGCAUGGUUCCUUUUUUUUUUAAUCGCUUUUUCACUUAAGAGAUUCUCUCUGUCUGGCUCCUCUCAGGAAAAAAGAAGAGUAAAGCUUCAGUCUUUCUGCGUUUGCAUGAACAGCAAGAAUGGAGAAAGGGAUGUUUUGAAGUGGAUUAAGGAAAACGAGAAGUAAAUUAUGACUACUUUAAGGCAACGCCCUGUUCCCACGCGCGGCCGUGGUGCAAACCCACGCUCGCAGCCGCCGCCGCCGCCUAUGCAACAGGUUUACAACAUAAUCCCUGUCCACGACCUUAUAGCAGACCACCCGUCGCUUCGAUACCCGGAAGUACGCGCCGUCGCGUCGGCCCUGUUACGUCCGGUUUUAAACCUUCCGAAACCACCGUUCGUAACGUUGGCGCCAAACAUGGACCUGAUGGACUGGUUAGGCGUCUCCUUCGGUUUCCAAAACGACAACGUUCGGAACCAAAGAGAAAACCUCGUCCUCCACUUAGCCAACUCCCAAAUGCGCCUACAACCGCCUCCUGCGAACCCCGACGAAGUCGACCGCGGCGUCCUCCAAAGUUUUCGCAAGAAGUUGCUUCACAACUACACGUCAUGGUGCUCUUUCCUCCGCGUCAAACCCCACGUCCACCUCCCCUCGCGCCGGGGAAACAGUUACAACCCAACCCGGGAGCUCCUCUACGUUUCACUGUACCUCUUAAUCUGGGGAGAAGCCGCCAAUCUCCGCUUCUGUCCGGAGCUCCUCUCUUACAUUUACCACCACAUGGCGAUGGAAUUAACCAAGUUUCUGGAUCAACACAUCGAUGACUUUACCGGGAGGCCCUUCGUGCCUUCGAUUUCAGGUGACUGUGCUUUCUUGAAAUCCAUCGUUAUGCCAUUUUACCGAACGAUUAAAACGGAAGUAGAGAACAGCAGGGACGGAACUGCGCCGCAUUCGGCUUGGAGAAAUUACGAUGAUAUAAACGAGUAUUUCUGGAGUAGAAGGUGUUUUAAGACCUUGAAAUGGCCGAUUAAUUAUGGGUGUAAUUUCUUUGAUACGGCACCAAAGACUGAAAGAGUUGGGAAAACUGGGUUUGUCGAGCAACGAUCAUUUUGGAAUGUGUUUAGGAGCUUUGAUCGACUGUGGAUUCUAUUAAUUCUAUUUUUACAGGCUUCCAUUAUUGUUGCUUGGACGGGGAAGAAGUUCCCCUGGGAUGCUUUGAAGGAAAGGGAUGUUCAGGUGGACUUGUUGACGGUUUUUAUAACAUGGGCCGGUCUUCGGUUUUGGCAGUCAGUGCUUGAUGCUGGGACUCAGUACAGUUUGGUAUCAAAGGAGAGGGUGUGGCUGGGAAUACGGAUGGUAUUGAAGAGUAUGGCUGCUUUGACUUGGAUUGUUGUGUUUGCAGUUUUCUAUCAGAGGAUUUGGAGUCAGAAGAAUGCUGAUAGGGGCUGGUCUUCGGAAGCAAACCGAAGGAUUGUUACUUUUCUCGAGGCUGUCUUUGUGUAUCUUAUUCCGGAGAUGUUGUCUAUAUUGUUUUUUGUGAUUCCUUGGGUUAGGAAUUGGAUUGAAGGGUUGGAUUGGAUGGUGGUCUCUUGGUUGACAUGGUGGUUUCAUACUCGGACUUUCGUUGGACGUGGUCUGAGGGAAGGUUUAGUUGAUAAUAUCAGGUACACUUUGUUUUGGAUUGUGGUAUUGCUUUGGAAGUUCUCAUUCAGUUAUUUUCUUCAAAUAAAGCCCCUGGUUGGUCCUACAAAGGUGCUUUUGAAUCUUCCUAAUAUAAGUUAUAACUGGCAUCAGUUUUUUGGUAAUAGUAAUAGAGUUGCUGUUAUGUUGCUGUGGACGCCUGUUGUUCUCAUCUAUUUUGUAGAUUUGCAAAUCUGGUAUUUGGUUUUUUCGUCCUUUGUGGGUGCGACGAAUGGGUUGUUUUCUCAUUUGGGUGAAAUCAGGAAUAUGGAGCAGCUUAGGCUUAGGUUUCAGUUCUUUGCAAGUGCAAUGCAGUUUAAUCUUAUGCCUGAGGAUCAGCUGCUGAGUCCCAAAGCAACACUGGUGAAGAAAUUCCGUGAUGCAAUUCAUCGACUGAAGCUUAGAUAUGGACUUGGUCAGCCGUACAAGAAGAUUGAAUCAAGCCAAGUGGAAGCAACAAGGUUUGCUUUGAUAUGGAAUGAAGUAAUUAUUACUUUGAGGGAGGAAGAUCUCAUUAGUGAUGGAGAAGUUGAGCUCAUGGAACUGCCACCUAAUUGUUGGAAUAUUAGGGUAAUUCGAUGGCCUUGUUUUCUCCUCUGCAAUGAGUUUCUUCUUGCUCUCAGUCAGGCAAAAGAGCUGGCAGAUGCACCUGACUUUUGGCUUUGGGUGAAGAUAUGCAAGAAUGAGUAUGGGCGGUGUGCUGUUAUUGAAGCUUAUGACAGCAUCAAGCAUGUGCUUCUUACCCUCAUUAGAUAUGGUACAGAAGAGUAUAACAUAGUCUUAACAUUGUUCAAGAAGAUAGACUUCUGCGUGCAGAACGGGCAGUUAACUGCAUCAUACAAGAUGGCUGUGCUACAGAAAAUUCAUGGCAAGCUAGUAUCACUUAUUGAUCUUCUAGUGAAACAGAAAAAUGAUCUAAGUCAGACGGUAAAUCUAUUACAGGCACUCUAUGAACUUUGUGUUCGAGAAUUCCCUAAGAUGCAGAAACCCACUUAUGAGUUGAUGGAGGAAGGUUUGGCACCCAAAAAUGUGGCAGCUGAUGAAGGUCUGCUUUUUGAGAACGCUAUCAACAUUCCUGAUGCUGAGGAUGCGGAUUUCUAUAAGCAGCUGAGGCGUUUGCAAACAAUUCUUACUUCGAAGGAUUCAAUGCAUAAUGUUCCCCUGAAUCUGGAGGCUAGGAGGCGCAUUGCUUUCUUUAGCAACUCAUUGUUCAUGAACAUGCCUCAUGCCCCUAACGUCGAGAAAAUGAUGGCUUUCAGUGUUUUGACUCCGUACUAUGAUGAAGAUGUUUUGUAUAAGAAAGGGAUGCUUCAAGAUGAAAAUGAAGAUGGAAUUUCUACGUUGUUUUAUCUUCAAAAGAUAUAUGAGGAUGAGUGGAGAAAUUUUAUAGAGCGGAUGCGUAGGGAAGGGAUGGAUGAUGAUGAAGAUGAUAUUUGGAGAGAAAAGCUGAGGGAUCUUCGCCUUUGGGCAUCAUAUAGAGGACAGACAUUAUCUCGUACAGUUAGGGGAAUGAUGUAUUACUACAGGGCUCUUAAAAUGCUUUCGUUUCUUGAUUCAGCAUCUGAGAUGGACAUACGAAUGGGAACACAAGAAAUUGCUACACAUCAUUCUUUAAACAACAGAAAUCGUGAUGCUAUUAAGCUGCCGGCUGCAAAGAAAUUUAACCGAGCGGUUAGUGGUGUAAGUUUGUUGUUCAAGGGACAUGAGUAUGGAUUUGCUUUAAUGAAAUUCACCUAUGUAGUCACCUGCCAAUUGUAUGGACGACAAAAGGCUAAGGGAGAGAGCCAUGCUGAGGAAAUUCUGUUUUUGAUGAAAAACAAUGAAGCUCUUCGAGUUGCAUAUGUAGAUGAGGUUGAGUUAGGGAGAAAUGAGGUUGAGUAUUACUCUGUUCUAGUGAAGUAUGAUCAACAGCUGCAGAGGGAGGUAGAGAUUUAUCGCAUUAGGUUGCCAGGACCCUUGAAACUUGGGGAGGGAAAACCGGAGAACCAGAAUCAUGCCAUAAUUUUCACUCGAGGUGAUGCAAUUCAGACCAUUGACAUGAAUCAAGACAAUUAUUUCGAGGAAGCACUGAAGAUGCGGAAUUUGUUGGAGGAGUUCAAGACCAAUUAUGGUAUUAGGAAGCCAACUAUUCUUGGAGUUCGUGAGAAUGUCUUCACAGGUUCGGUUUCAUCACUUGCACGGUUUAUGUCUGCUCAAGAAACAAGUUUUGUGACCCUUGGUCAGCGUGUUCUAGCUAACCCGUUGAAGGUGAGAAUGCACUACGGUCACCCAGAUGUGUUUGAUCGAUUCUGGUUCUUGACUAGGGGUGGAAUUAGUAAAGCUUCUAGGGUGAUUAAUAUCAGUGAGGACAUAUUUGCAGGCUUCAACUGCACUUUGAGAGGUGGUAAUGUAACUCACCAUGAAUAUAUACAGGUGGGUAAAGGAAGGGAUGUGGGAUUGAAUCAGAUAUCUAUGUUUGAGGCCAAGGUUGCAAGUGGCAAUGGUGAGCAGGUAUUAAGUAGAGAUGUCUACCGGUUGGGUCAUAGGUUGGACUUCUUUCGGAUGUUUUCUUUUUUCUUCUCAACUGUUGGGCACUACUUUAACACAAUGGUGGUUGUACUGACUGUUUAUACAUUUUUAUGGGGUCGCCUUUAUCUCGCCCUUAGUGGUGUUGAAGGUGGAGCCAAGAAUCAAAGUAUCAGCAGUGAGGCUGUUGGAACAAUCUUGAAUCAGCAGUUCGUAAUACAGCUUGGUCUGUUCACUGCCCUUCCAAUGGUUGUCGAGAACUCUCUUGAACAUGGGUUUCUUCCAGCAAUUUGGGACUUCUUGAAAAUGCAGUUGCAGCUGGCAUCACUUUUUUUCACUUUCUCUAUGGGAACUCGAACCCAUUUCUUUGGUCGGACCAUCCUUCAUGGGGGGGCCAAAUACCGAGCCACUGGACGUGGUUUUGUGGUUGAGCAUAAGCGCUUUGCAGAAAAUUAUAGACUUUAUGCUCGAAGUCAUUUUGUCAAGGCAAUUGAGCUUGGUGUUAUUCUAGCAGUGUAUGCUUCUUAUAGCCCACUCGCUAAGGAUUCAUUUGUUUAUAUAGCAUUGACCAUUUCAAGUUGGUUCCUUGUUGUGUCAUGGAUAAUGUCCCCUUUUGUAUUCAACCCGUCUGGCUUCGAUUGGCUGAAGACAGUCUAUGAUUUUGACGAUUUUAUAAAUUGGAUAUGGUCUAGUGGUGGUGCAGCUUCAGAAGCCAAUAAGAGCUGGGAAAUAUGGUGGUACGAGGAACAAGACCAUUUAAGAACAACCGGUCUGUGGGGAAAGCUUCUAGAGAUAAUUUUAGACCUUCGCUUCUUCUUCUUCCAGUACGGUAUUGUGUAUCAGUUGGGCAUUGCUGGCAAGAGCACCAGUGUAGCUGUUUACCUGGUAUCUUGGACAUUCAUGAUUGUGGCUGUUGGGAUCUAUGUGGUUAUAGCAUAUGCUCAAGACAAAUUUGCUGCCAAAAAGCACAUCUACUAUCGAGUUGUUCAGCUUGUAGUCAUUGUACUUACGGUGCUUGUGAUUGUCUUAUUGCUAGAGUUCACUCCGUUUAAGUUUACUGAUCUCGUUACAAGUCUUUUGGCAUUCAUUCCUACGGGAUGGGGUCUGAUAUCAAUUGCCCAAGUUCUUAGACCUUUUCUGCAAUCCACUGUGGUGUGGGAUACUGUAGUUUCCUUGGCACGGCUUUAUGAUCUGUUGUUUGGAUUGAUUGUCAUAGCUCCUGUGGCAUUGGUAUCGUGGUUGCCUGGAUUCCAAGCCAUGCAGACAAGAAUCUUAUUCAAUGAGGCAUUCAGCAGAGGUUUGCAGAUUUCUCGCAUUAUUUCCGGCAAAAAGUCCACAGCAUGAUGUUAAGUUGGCGUUUGCUCUGGAUGGCACGUUUUGUUUUGUGUAAAUCUAUGACCCGCACAUUCUCCACUUGCUUGAAAUCUUGUCCUGGCAUCAGUUAGUGAUUAGCAGUGGAUGAUCUUGGAGUAACCUCACAUGUUUAAAUGAAGAACUCUGUGCUGUCUUGGGGCCUUGGCUCUGCCCUGAGAUAAAAAAGCAAUAUUGCUGACCGGAAAUGAGAUAUGGACUUUGUUGAGAAAAAAGGGUAGAGCUUGAAGCUUUCAAGGAAUCAAAUGUAAAGAAAUUUUGGACUAUAAAAUAACACACAUCCUGUGUCACUCGUGCUUUGCUUUGAUACCAUUGCAGCCGAGGACUAUGAUUCCAUAUCCUAAUCUUCCCUUUCCUGUUGACCUCGAUUCAUUUCUAAUCUAGGCAAAAGAAUUACGUUAGUUUAAGAUUUUUUUUUUUUUUUUGUUGUUGUUGGUGGUAAUAAAGUUAGCUUCAAAUCUUGCAAGUUAUUUAUGUAUAGUUUGAAUAAGUUCAUAAAGUUUCUAUAA